Messenger RNA from Lachancea fermentati, 990 nucleotides. The record is from the annotation of a GenBank genome assembly. NCBI's taxonomy places the organism in Eukaryota, Fungi, Ascomycota, Saccharomycetes, Saccharomycetales, Saccharomycetaceae.
AUGACAGAAAGAGAGAUUGUGCGCAUUGGCGGGAGAAAGUCAAAGCUGGCGGUGGUGCAGUCAAACGAGGUGAAGAGACUGAUUGAGACGAAUUUUUCACACUACAUGUGUACCGUUGUGGCAUUGCAGACGCUUGGAGAUCAGGUGCAGUCGAAGCCGCUCUAUUCAUUUGGCGGAAAAGCGGUCUGGACGAAGGAGCUUGAGGACCUGCUUUAUGAAAAGGAUCAGGACAAGAGAAUCGACCUUAUUGUCCAUUCUUUGAAGGACAUGCCCACUUCGCUUCCCGAUGGGUUCGAGCUGGGAUGUGUCACUAAGCGCGUGGAUCCCUCUGACUGUUUGAUCAUGGCAGAGGGCAGCCCUUAUAAGUGCUUAGAGGACUUGCCAGAUGGAAGCGUGGUUGGCACAUCUUCUAUCAGAAGAUCGGCACAAUUGAAACGUAAAUUCCCUAAGUUGAAGUUCGAAAGCGUUAGAGGCAAUAUCCAAACCAGAUUGAGAAAGUUGGACGACCCAGCUACUGACUACAAGUGUAUCGUCUUGGCGUCGGCGGGGUUGUUACGGCUGGGCUUGGAAGGGAGGAUUUCUCAGCGAUUCGAUUCCUCUAUUAUGUAUCAUGCGGUUGGUCAAGGCGCAUUGGGCAUUGAGGUAAGAACCAACGAUGCUCAGCUAGCGCCAAUUUUGGAAAGGAUUGGUGAUGUUAAAAGCACAAUAUGCUGUUUCGCAGAGCGCUCGCUAAUGAGAACAUUAGAAGGAGGAUGUUCUGUGCCAAUCGGUGUGGAGAGUAGCUAUGACGAGCAAACGAAAAAACUGCACUUGAAGGGUCUCGUUGUUAGUGUUGAUGGCACAGAGGCAGUUGAAGACGAUUAUGUCAUGACUAUUCAUGAUGUAAGAUUAGACUCCAUCACUUGCGGUCAGGAAUUGGCUCACAAAAUGAUAAGGAACGGCGCGAAGGAAAUAUUGGAUAAAAUCAAUCUGAGCAAAAUUGAUCAAUAA